Mercenaria mercenaria is the source of this 2205-nucleotide messenger RNA. RefSeq lists its product as uncharacterized. The record is from RefSeq and is a predicted model, not a curated record. The transcript is spliced from 3 exons. Lineage: Eukaryota; Metazoa; Mollusca; Bivalvia; Venerida; Veneridae. The coding region runs from base 182 to 1642 and encodes 486 amino acids. Gene Ontology annotation, molecular function: zinc ion binding.
AAUUUUACACUGACGUCAUAUCCGCUUAGCAACAGGUGCUUGUAGCAACAGUCCGCCAUGACAGUUGGGUAUUGAAUGCACACAGCUUGCAGAGUAAACAUCGACAUUUUAUCACAAGUUUUGAUUUAUUAGCGUGAAUUGACAUUUUGUAUUUAAGUUUCUAGUUCAAAUCAUUGGAACAAUGUCUUAUGAUUACUAUGACAAACUGAAUGAUGAGCAGAAAGUGCGAUAUAAGGCUAAAAUUGGUGCAGCAGGACUUGAUCAGUGCCCGUAUCGUUUACCCGGUGAUUGUUGGGUGAACAAUCCGGCAAGAUGGCCGAAAUUAGAGUAUCCUGAUGUUUACGAAUAUCUGAUCAACACACCAGGUGUUCACACAAAAGAAGCCAUGCGUAACCGUAAAGCUCUCGAGGCGACAAAUCAGUUUCAGUCCGGAUGGGUUCGAACAGUAUUAUUUCAUGCUACAUCAAAGUGUGUGAUCCUUCGCGCAGAGGUGAUGCCGUCACAGAGGACCAAUGACAAUGCACACAACCCAUGGGUUGCAUUGACUCCAGAUGCUCUUGUUUGUACAGCACACUGUGACUGCAUGGCAGGAUUAGGAGAAUCCUGUUCUCAUGUAGCUGCUCUGCUCUUCAAAGUAGAAGCUGCUGUUAGACUAGGCUUAUGCGAUAGAGCAUGCACAGAUGAACCUUGCCGGUGGAACAAUGACUUUGUGAAAAAGGUGACACCAAGUCCCAUUUCUGAAAUCCCUUUCUACAAGGAAAAAACAAAGGAAAAUGCACAGAAGAAACAACGUCGACCACCAUUGUCAUGGGAGCCAGCCACAGAUGCAGAGCAGGCGAGUUUAUUAGACAUGUUAACAACGUGUGAAAAGGUGCCAAUAGGUCUUAGUCUGUUCAACAAAUAUCAUGAUAAGUUUCAUUAUAAGGCUGUAGUUCCGGAAAAAGUGAUGCUUCCCAAUUCGUUAAGGAAUUUUUAUAAACAGGAUAUAACUGAUGUAGAAAGUGAAGUCACAAGUCUAAUGAACAUAAAAUACAGUGCAGAAACAAUUAACCUUAUUGAGAAGAGUACGAGAGCCCAGUCCGCAUCAGUGAACUGGAAGCAAUUGAGGCAAGGCAGAAUAACUGCGAGUAUAGCUAAAGAAGUAGGAAAUCUGUCCCUUGACAAACCGGCUGCAUCAACCAUUCUAAAAGUAACAACUGCAGGGAAAGACAUUUCCAAUGUCCCUUCAGUUAAGUGGGGAAAUGACCACGAGAGCAUUGCUCUACAGGAAUUUACUGAACUUGUAAAAGACAAUCAUGAAGGAUUUAGUGUUUUAACGCCAGGAUUGAGACUGUCAAAAAAUCACCAUUUUAUUGGGGCGUCAGCAGAUGGAUUAGUGACUUGUGAAUGUCACGACAUGAGAACUGUUGAAGUGAAAUGUCCCUAUAAAUUAAGAGACAUAGACUCACAGGAAGAACUUCACUAUUGUGAAUUCUUAGAUGAAAAUCUACAGAUACAAAAGGAACAUAGAUAUUAUGAUCAAAUUCAACUUCAAAUGCACGUGUACGGAACUGAAGAGUGUGUUUUUAUAGUGUGGACACCUAAAGUGAUGUUCAUACAAGACGUGAAAAAGACACCUUGUUUAUUGAACAACUUCUUGUGAAGCUACUGCUUGCUUAUAAGCAUGUUAUAGGCCCAGAAGUACUGACAAGGCGUGUGGAGUCUUCAAGAAAACAAAUACUCUCCGUGCAGGAAGAUGAAGUUACGUGUAUGUGUAACGGUAAGAAAAACGAUGAACGUGCAAUAGGGUGUGACAGUGAGUCUUGUGAUGUGGGAUGGUACCACAAAAGUUGUGUUAGAGUAAAAAGGACACCGAAAGAAAAAUGGCAUUGUGCAGCAUGCAAGAAGGCAAAGAGAACUCUAUCUCUUGAGUGAAUUAUCUCUGCUAUUUAUCUGAAUAACAAAAUGUGUUGUUGUAAAAACAUGUCUGGGAAACAAUUGUUUGAUAAAUGGAUGACUACUGCACUAUAUUUUAGUAUCAUUUUUGCAUUUUAAAGCAUUGUUGAUUAUGGAUAAACAUAUGGCUGAAAUCCCUCUACAUAAAUGUUUGAUCAUCGGAGUAACUGUAUACUUGUAUGCAUAGGCUACGUAAAAUUUUAUGUCCAAAUAUCAAAAGUUCUGAGAUAUCAGACAUUUUUUUAGGUUUAGGAAUUUAGUGGUAGGAGA